Saitoella complicata NRRL Y-17804 is the source of this 738-nucleotide messenger RNA. RefSeq lists its product as uncharacterized. The transcript is spliced from 2 exons. Bases 15 to 668 code for a protein of 217 amino acids. The record is from RefSeq and is a predicted model, not a curated record. Lineage: Eukaryota; Fungi; Ascomycota; Saitoellomycetes; Saitoellales; Saitoellaceae.
CAUACCGACCGUCCAUGCCAGCAAUCCUCGAAGACCCCUCAUCGCCAUUGAUCCCUGCAAAGCCGGUGGAUCUGAGCCUCAUCAAAAGUUAUGAGGUGUCAGGGAAGGGGUAUAUUGUGCCAUUCCACCCCAGCAAUCCUGUCCCGCCGAAAGCGCUAGUCAAAUUACUGUCACGGGAGAUGAACGACGAGAUUGAACGAGGUGACACGUAUCCGAUGGAGAGCCCAUUUACGCCUGAGGCCUUUGGCGCAUAUUGGUUUGGUACAUUCUGUGUGGUGUUGUUCAAGAACCUUCCUCCUCAGGACCCCCAGGCGGAAUUCGAUUGGGCGGCCAAUGUACUGGGGACAUUUUACAUCAAACCCAAUUAUCCUGGGAGAUGUUCACAUGUGUGCAAUGCCGGAUUCUUGGUCCCGCAUGCUGGACGAGGAAUGGGCAAUGCUCAUGUGUUGGCUGAUGCAUUUGAGCACUAUGCCCCCAAACUGGGCUACCGACAAUCCAUCUUCAACCUCGUCUUCGAGACCAACGUUUCAAGUUUGAGGAUCUGGGAUUCACAUGGUUUCGAGAGAGUCGGUCGCGUGCCCGGAGCAGGUCGUCUAAAAGGGCAGGACAAGCUGGUGGACGCGAUCAUCUUUAGCAAGAUAUUCAACACGGAGGAGGAAAAGUCAUAGAUUUCAUCGUUUCCAUUCAUAUCUAGCGAAGGCAGACAUGGUGUCGCAACACUUACAUGCAAUGAAUGCU